UUAUUAGGGUCGAAUUUAUCUCUACUUUUGUAAAUUGGUGUUAUGAGACCUUGAUUCCAAGCUUCAGGGAAGGAACCUACACCCAGAACUAGGUUAAAGACAACAUUGCCAGGUGAAAUUUGGAGUUGCUGUGUUUAAUCAUUUCAUUCAGGAUUCCAUCAGGACAAUCAAGUAUCUGAUAUGGACCAGACAGGUGCCAUGCACUUUAUGGAAGAGGAGAAUGCACCUCUGUACUGCAUCUGUAGGAAGCCAGACAUCAACUGUUUUAUGAUUGGCUGUGACAACUGUAAUGAGUGGUUUCAUGGACACUGCAUAAAUGUGACUGAGAAAAUGGCAAAGGGAAUCAGAGAAUGGUACUGCCAAAAGUGUCAAGACAUUGAUCCAUCUCUUGAGUUAAAAUACCGGACAAAGAAGCCACGGGAAAAAGCAAUUGAACACGAAAGAGUAGAAAAACCAUUCAGUACUCCAGAAUUUAGGCUUGAUAAGCGCCGUGGUUCUAAAUGUCAGGUUAAACGAUCAGCACGUAUGUGUGGGGAGUGUGAACCCUGCAGACGCAAUGAAGACUGUGCGCAGUGUGACUUCUGCAAAGACAUGAAAAAGUUUGGAGGCCCAAACAAGAUUCGGCAAAAAUGCCGACUUAGGCAAUGUAUAGUUCGUGCAAGGAAAAUGCUUCGGGUUCGGGAUGAGGAGUUUUCCUUGCGUGAGAGGAGGGAAAACAUACACAGAAGCAGGCAAUAUUCCGAUGAUUAUGACGAUAGUGAGGUGGAGCUGUUUCAUCAAUCCAAGGACCAAAAUAUGUCAUGGGGUAGUGAAAAUGAAGACAUACCUGUUUAUAGCCCUGCUCGGCGCAAGAAAGCUAUCAAGGUCAAGCAUGUUAAGCGCAGAGAGAAGAAAUUGGACAAAAAGAAGGAGUCUCGCCGGCACAAGCAGAAACAGAGACAUAAAGACCGUACAAGGCACAGUGAGAGGAGUGAGGCUCGCUACACAGGGGAUUUACAUCAGUGCUUGGGCCCCAACUGUGUAACGGCAGCACGUCCAAACUCAAAAUAUUGCUCAGAGGACUGUGGCAUGAAACUGGCUGCCAACCGGAUCUAUGAGAUUCUUCCGCAACGUAUACAGCAAUGGCAGCAAAGCCCUUGUGUUGCUGAAGAGCAGGGCCGAAAGCAGCUAGAGCGAAUUCGCAGUGAGCAGCAGGCUGCUCGCAUGCGCCUUACUGAAAUGGAGCGCCGCUUUCAUGAGCUAGAGGGAAUUAUUGCAAAAGCCAAGCAGCAGGUGGUGCAGCAAGAUGAGGAGGUAAAUGAAACCGACAAUGAAGACACCGAACUUCAAAUCUUCUGUGUGUCCUGCAGUCACCCUGUUAACCCUAAGGUGGCAAUCAGGCAUAUGGAAAGGUGUUAUGCUAAGUAUGAGAGCCAGACCUCUUUUGGUUCCAUUUUUCCAACACGAAUAGAAGGAGCGACCAGACUCUUCUGUGAUGUGUUCAACCCUCAGAGUAAAACCUACUGCAAAAGACUUCAGGUUUUAUGUCCUGAACAUUCCAGAGACCCCAAGGUGCCAGUUGAUGAAGUGUGUGGAUGUCCUUUAGUGCGUAAUGUGUUUGAGCCAACAGGCGAAUACUGCAGAGUGUCCAAGCGCAAAUGUAACAAACACUACUGCUGGGAGAAGCUACGACGAGCAGAAGUAGACCUAGAACGCAUUAGAGUGUGGUACAAACUGGAUGAACUGUUUGAACAGGAACGUAACGUAAGGACAGCAAUGACUAACAGAGCAGGCCUGCUUGCUCUGAUGUUGCACCAGACCAUUCAACAUGAUCCUCUGACCACUGAUCUGCGCAGCAACAAGGACAGAUAGCUGUGUACCAACUUACACAUUUUCUUUAUAUAUUUGUUGUUUAAACAAACAAAAUCUGUUUAGUUUUAUGGAUGUUUUAGUAAUGCUUUUCCUAAUACAUUAGUACAUCAUUUAUUGUGGUAAAAUGCAAUUACAGUUAUGCGAACAUAA
Molecule: messenger RNA, 2001 nt
Organism: Trichomycterus rosablanca
Lineage: Eukaryota; Metazoa; Chordata; Actinopteri; Siluriformes; Trichomycteridae
Gene: cxxc1b
Product: CXXC finger protein 1b
Exons: 14
Coding region: 181-1851 (556 amino acids)
Cellular component (GO): Set1C/COMPASS complex
Molecular function (GO): zinc ion binding; DNA binding
Source: RefSeq, a predicted model, not a curated record